CACCAAAAAAUGGCAAACGACGAGCCCGAAGUUCACUGGUUCAAGCUAAUCAACAACAGCGGCGCAACCCAAAAGUACCUCAUGUUUGCACCACCUCCCACCACCGAUUUCGAUACCCCGAUCUGGAUCGUAAGCAAUGAUAUUGCCAACGAGACGUCUUGGGAGGUGCAUACCACCGCACCAAUCUUCGCUGAAAUAUUCAACCUUGCCUUUAACAACGGUGAUCCUAUCCUCCAAGACAGCGGAGAGCCAUCCAACGACGCAGUAUCCUUCACAGUCGUCACGAAGGACCUCCCCAACGAUGGUAACACCUACGUGAUUGGGUUUGGAAAACGCAAUGGUCCGAAUGGAGACAUCACAGCAUGUGCAUCUAUCCCCAUUCAUCCCAACACCCAGCAGGUUGUGAAUCCCAUCAUCGAGCUAUACUUUGGCAACAGUUCAGGCACACCAGGCGACCUGAUUGAUUAUAAUGAUUUGAAGGGUAAACCCGCGCACAUCAAUUUUGGGGUGCAUACUAAGGACGCGAGUCUUUGUACUGUUAUUCAUAAUUUGGAUGAUUUGCGAAGCGCGCUAGCGCUGAGCAAUACUAGGUUCAGUCCUGCUAGGGAAGUUUCCAGCUUCAAGACUUCUUAG
This is a messenger RNA of Aspergillus sclerotioniger CBS 115572, 633 nucleotides long. RefSeq lists its product as uncharacterized. The record is from RefSeq and is a predicted model, not a curated record. The transcript has 3 exons. Lineage: Eukaryota; Fungi; Ascomycota; Eurotiomycetes; Eurotiales; Aspergillaceae. The annotation marks the transcript as partial.